AUGGCGGGUCAGAGUUGGGCGCGAAGAGCACAAGAGACAAAUGUGACGUCUAAGCAACCUGAGGGUGGAGCGCCAGAGGACCGCAUCCAAGGCCUGACGAUACAAGUUGGGCAAGUGGGUUGGCCUGGCGCCAGACAGGAAAAGAACUCUCAGACACAAUCGGCUCGUAGCUACGCGAUUUCUACUCACUACCUGCCUAGUAGUACGGUUGAUUUUUGGGAGAAAUAUAAAAAAAUGGUCUUAACGACAGCCACGUUGUAG
This is a messenger RNA of Protopolystoma xenopodis, 261 nucleotides long. Lineage: Eukaryota; Metazoa; Platyhelminthes; Monogenea; Polystomatidea; Polystomatidae. The record is from the annotation of a GenBank genome assembly.